AUGUUUGUUCGUUUGAUUUUAGGUCUUUAUUCCGAGCUGAGUAAAAAUAUUUUUUUUAAGGUUAUAGCAAGAUGUUAUUGUUUAUGUUUCGUAGUUUUUAUAUUUUAUUCUAAUUACUCAAUGCUACUCACGUAUCCUCCUCCGAUAAAAGUUGCAAUAACUACAGUGCACAAACUGAUGGUUUAUACAAUAGUAACAGUGGCAUCUAUGUUGAGCAACGGGGAACAUUUUUACGAAUAUCUAAACGAAAUGUCCAAUAUUGAAACAAAAUCCAAGAUUAAGCCGCGAAAAUUUGAAUUGAUAAUUUCAUUAACAACAUUUGUUGUAAUAAUAAUACUUUACACGUUCUUUUUAUUUCAUAAUAUGACAUUUGCAAAUAAAAAUGCUUAUUUAGAGUACUAUUUCGGUACUUUGACAUUGCUGUUUAUGGCUAAAUGUUUUAAUAACAUGGCUCGAGUUAUGAUGUUUGAACUUUUGUGGGAUCGGAUGAAGUCACUAAGGAUGAUGAUGGUAGAGAACCUAAAAUUUUGCGAACUAGUAAGCGAUGACCACGUCGAACUACAAAUUUCAAAGUUAGAAGAAUAUAUAAAAGUGUAUAAUAAUUUGUUAGACAAUCUAAAAUAUAUGGGUCAUGCAUCAAAACUGAUGAUUAUCUUGAAUCUUCCGUCUUAUUUCAUUUAUGUUAUAUCGGUUAUGCUGGAGUUUAUCAAAUAUCGCUUCGUGGACAUGUUCUACCUCUUUGAUGGCGUUGCAAAUACAAUGAUACCGCUAGUACCAGCUAUUCUUGCGGAACUAGUCACCAUACAAGUUGAAAAGAUGAAGACCCACCUUAGCCAACAACUUCUAGUUUGUAGUCAUAAUGGACUCAGGAACAGGGUAUGCGACGCCCUGAAGUUCUUAGAACUCCGCCCCUUCAAGUACACUGUUUGGCGUGCCUUCAGUCUCAACACAUCUUUACUAUUGGGUCUCAUUAGCCUGUGUACAACUUAUACUAUUGUAGCAAUUCAGUUUUCACACGUCUACGGUUAA
Molecule: messenger RNA, 1029 nt
Organism: Pararge aegeria (speckled wood butterfly)
Lineage: Eukaryota; Metazoa; Arthropoda; Insecta; Lepidoptera; Nymphalidae
Exons: 4
Coding region: 1-1029 (342 amino acids)
Biological process (GO): sensory perception of taste
Cellular component (GO): membrane
Source: RefSeq, a predicted model, not a curated record